Messenger RNA from Amoebophrya sp. A25, 203 nucleotides. NCBI's taxonomy places the organism in Eukaryota, Dinophyceae, Syndiniales, Amoebophryaceae. The record is from the annotation of a GenBank genome assembly.
AUGACGUGCACACUACCAAACGCCGGGAAUGCAGAUAAAAUUGAAAUCGUGACCGGGAUUCCUAAGGGGUAUAAGAAUACUAAGAUCACCACUUACCGUCCAUGCGUCUCCUGAUGCGUCCUUUUUCCUGCAUGGGAUUUUGCUGGACUACACUGCCGGAUGCUGGGGACAACAGCGUGGACGAACGCUUUCUAAAAAUACUG